AUGAGUGACGAGGAGCUGCCAGAGCAGCCCCCAGUAGACGAGGAUGGGCUAGAGGGAGAGUCGUGGGCCAAGCCCCUGGUCCACCUGUGGCAGAACAGACCCCCCAACCUGAAGAAAGAGAAGGAGUACAACCGUUGCAUGGGCCUCCAGGCCCCAUACUGCUCAGUGUGCUCACUCUUCCAGGCAUUCCAGCAGUCCCUGAGAUGUGUUUCACUACCACCACGGAGCCAGAGGAGGGCGCUGAGGAGAAGGAACCUGCCCCUCCGGCCCCCACCACCCCUCACCUGGAGCCAGACGGCACCAGCCUGCUCAUCAGCUGCUCCCACUGCAGCGUCCGCGUACACACCAAGUUGCUGUUUGUGUUUGCUGAGGGGGGGUGCCUUGCAGAAAGCCAACAACAAUAAGUGGGUCCAUGUGCUGUGUGCAGUAGCAGUGUUGGAGGCUCGCUUUGUGAACAUCACUGAGAGAAGCCCUGUGGAUCUGAGUGGGAUUCCUCUACAGAGGUUUAAACUGAAAUGUUACUACUGUAAGAAGCGGAUGAAGAAGACAUCCGGGUGCUGUGUGCAGUGUUCCCAUGGCCGCUGUCCUACGGCCUACCACCCUACUUGUGCCCAGGCCGCUGGGAUCCUCAUGCAGCCAGACGAGUGGCCCUUUGUGGUCUACGUCACCUGCUGCCGGCACAAGGGCCCUAUUCCGACAGAGCGUAACAAAGCAGCCAUGCAUGAGCUCACCGUGGGAAGGAGGGUGAUCUGUAAGCACAAAAAUGGCCGCUACUACCAGUGUGACGUGGUGCAGCUGUCCAAGGAGACGUUCUAUGAGGUCAACUUUGAUGACGGCUCCUUCAGUGAUAACCUCUUUCCCGAGGACAUCGUGGGCCGGGACUGUGCCCAGAUAGGCCCCCCUCCACAGGGUGAGAUGGUGCAGGUCCGCUGGACAGAUGGUCUGGUCUACGGGGCCAAGUUUGUGGCUGCUCACAUCAUCCAAAUGUACCAGGUGGAGUUUGAAGACGGGUCACAACUAACAACCAAGAGAGAUGAUGUCUAUACCCUGGAUGAGGAGCUGCCUAAGAGAGUCAAGUCAAGACUGUCCAAGGCAUCAGACAUGCGUUUCGAUGGGAUCUUUGAGGACAAGGAGGCCAUCCAGCAGUCGAAGAGGCAGAGAGUGAUCAACUCACGGUACCGAGGGGACUACGUUGAACCUGUGAUCUACAGAGCCAUCAUGGAGUAGCCUGCCCACUACAGCAUGGAGUAGCCUACUCUUCCAACAAACCACCAGCACUGAUAUUCCUGAUCUGGACUUCUCACUUUACCUUAAUUUAUCCACUGACUGAGUGAGUGUAGCUCUGACUAAAGGACUUCCUCUGAAAAUAACUUUCCAACCCCUAGUUUGGACUGUUUUCUUUUUUCUUACGUUCAUCCCUUCAUAAUUUACAGCAUUAUGCGCCAGUUUCCCGGACACUGAUUAAGCCUAGUCUUGGACUGAAAAGCCCUUUCAUUGGAUAUGCUUUUUAUGCUAUGCUUAACCUGUCCAGGAAACCGGACCCAAUUGUUAUUACUUUUAUGUUUUCUUUGACUGUGAUCAAGGAUUGAAGAACAGGCCACCUUCUCCACUCGGUAUAGGUUAUAGAAGCCGGGAAGGAACUGCCAUCCAUGUCACCUUUUAUGCCAUCCUGCUAGUGCCCAGUAGCUGUAACUCGUCUCUUGAAUGGAAGCGAUAUUGGACCAUGAAUUUUGCUUCCAAACAAGAUGUAGCUUUCUAAUAAUAAUAGUAACAAUCCACUCAAUAGAACUGUGGCAGGAAUGACUUCCUGAAGGGAGUGAAGCAGACAAGUUGCUGCCACUCAUCCUCAUAAACACUGAUUACAGUGUUUUCUGACUUGCAAUUUCACUGAAUGUUGCCAGUUGUUCCUUUUAUGUACAUCUAUUUAUUUUCCUAUGUCGUUUUUCAGGGUGCUACUUGCACCUAUGUUUGAUUUUAAGGAGGUGCAAUGCCAUUUUAGUAACUAAUACCACCUCCUCUUAGCAGAGUCACACUGUUGACUGCAUUCCUAAACAUUGUAUUUUGUAGGAACGCGUUGAAUAUAGCUUUUUCCAUUUUUAGAGUUGUUUUUUACCAGUGUAUUUAUUAUACUGUGCUUGAAGAAAGUAACCUCUGCAAUGCAGACAAUUUGUCAGUUGCAAUGGUGUAGAGGUUCUGGACUGAUUCUGAUCUAUGUUCUAUUUUUGCUAUAUAGAUUAAUUGGAAAUAACCCAUUCAGAAUUGCUAUGGGCGCUCCCUUUUUAUCCAAGUUGGUUCUUUACUCUUUAAAUGAACAUUGUGCGUUGCACUUUUAUUCAAGCCCAUUUUGAGAGGACAGUUUAAUAGUUGUGUGCUACCAUUUGCUAUUUUUGUAAAAAAAAAAAAAAAAAGUUUUAUAAUAUUGUACAUUUUAUAAGAUCUUAUGCAUUGUGUCCCACCACGCUUCUCCACUCGGCCAUGAUCAUCAACCAUAAUGCACUUAUUAAUUAAAGAUAAGGUGGCCUUCAGAUUGUCUGUUAUAUUCCUCUAAACUGCUGUUAUCUUGAGUAUUUGGAUGCCACAUUCUGGUAACUUUCCCAGGUUUUCCAUAAAUCCUGGUUGAAAUUUCCCUGCAAUCAGGAUGAAAUAAGCAGGAAAUCCGUAAGUCCUUUUUAAGUAGGAUUUCUGGGAAUUUUGAGAGUUUUCUGAAUUUUGCAACCCUACCUGAGUGUGAGAGACACCUAAUGUAUGAGUGAGGCAGUUAUAGAGGCUCACAGAAGUACCACUAAGCAAAGGGGUUAUAUCAUCAGCAUUCAACAGUAUGGGAAUACUUAUGAUGACUUAUAAUACAUGGGGGGAAAAUACAAGUUUUUUAUUAAAAAGCCUAUUUUAUUGCUUUGUUUUAUAAUGAUACACGUUACAUUCACAGUCGGGAAGACACUGAGAUGUAAUUAUAAUAAAUAGUUUAUUUAAAGAUAUAAGCCGUUGACGCAAGGGAUCUUGUUUGUGCCCCAAAUGGCAGCAUAUUCCCUAUAUUGUGCUCUACCUUUGACCAGGGACCUGGUCAAAAGUAGUGCACUAUAUAGGGAAUGGGGUGCCAUUUGGGACUGAUCCCUGGCCUGUUCAUGUGACCUUUUUUCCUUUCUGUGAAAAAUGUACUAUCAUUCAUGCAUUUUGUAAAGAUGAUAAUUUUGUUUCAGUAAAAAUAUUUUGGCUUG
Molecule: messenger RNA, 3215 nt
Organism: Oncorhynchus tshawytscha (Chinook salmon)
Lineage: Eukaryota; Metazoa; Chordata; Actinopteri; Salmoniformes; Salmonidae
Product: lysine-specific demethylase 4A-like
Exons: 10
Coding region: 1-1227 (408 amino acids)
Biological process (GO): chromatin remodeling
Cellular component (GO): nucleus
Molecular function (GO): histone H3K9 demethylase activity; histone H3K36 demethylase activity
Source: RefSeq, a predicted model, not a curated record